Astrephomene gubernaculifera is the source of this 2561-nucleotide messenger RNA. Lineage: Eukaryota; Viridiplantae; Chlorophyta; Chlorophyceae; Chlamydomonadales; Astrephomenaceae. The record is from the annotation of a GenBank genome assembly.
GGUUACAAGUACCAACACCACCUCGAAACCUUGUGCAACCAGAGGUCGACCGCCUACUUCCAACCGGUGUUAGCAACCAAUGUAGAACGUCUUUUUUAGCGUUUGACGGCAUGUGCAGAGAAGUCGCGAUCUUGCUAGCUGGGUGCUCCGAAGCUGAGCUGAUUGUUCCCAUUCCUCCAAACGGCUCUUCGCGAUUGGUAAAAGACUAAAAUGACUGCCUUGUAUAGUUCAUCUAGGCAUUUGCAGCCGUAAUGCGCAACUUACGAGUUAUUGAACCGCCCCGAAUAUGAGUAUGCUACACGUGUCAUUUGCAAGCGCGCAAUGCUAUCUUUCGCCUAGGAACAUGCGUCUUAUGUAAUACAUCUAGCACAGCCAUAUAUGCUUGAGAAAUGUCACAGGCACCAGAUGCUGCAACACCUGUCAUAGUGGGCCUGGCUUUUCUUCCCAAGAAGCUACCGCGAGUGCUAACGCCUCAGCUGCGAGUCCUAGCAGAGUCCAAAGGGUUGCGCCUUGUGGCUCUGGACCCCCAUGUUCCCUUGGAAGAGCAAGAACCAGGGGGGCAGCGGGCUAAAGGAGCACUGUUAGCUCCUGGGGAACCUCGGGACGGAAGAAGGGAAGCAUUUGACGUCAUCGUUCACAAGCUGCACGCUGAUCCAGUCUGGGAAGCCCACCUAGCUCGCUACAUCGCCGCCCAUCCGCACGUACGGCAACUGGAUCCGCCCGCUGCCAUACAUGCCACCGAGGACCGAGCCGUCAUGCUGGCAGGCAUACCGCCCGGGGGCCUGCAGCUGAAGCUCCGCCUGCCACAACCACAACCCCAACCACUCGCACAACCGCAACCGCCCCCACACUCUGUACCAUCACCUCAGCAGUCGCCGGGGCCGCAGUCAGCGGUACUGCAGUCGCUGCAUGCGCGGCCUCGCGUGCUGCCAGGGCCAGAAUCGGGUCUGGGAGGUACAAGGAUGCAGGGCCCGAGGCUGGAAGCGGAGGUGGCGGUGACGGUGCUGGCGCCGGCUCAGCUGGUGGUGGCCUCCCGAAAGGAGCUCAGGCGGCUGGCCGGCAGUGCGGGGGCGGGGGCGGCGGCCGGCACGCUGGCGCCCCGCGCAAGUCCGCUGCAGCCCCCGUUGCUACUCAAGACCCAGCGAAGCGAUGCUGGAGGAACAGCGGAAGGAACCGCUACUACGGCUGCUGCUACUGCCCCUACGGCGGCCCCCACAGCUGCUACCGCCCCUACUGCUGCCGCUGCUGCUGCUGCAGCGGGCUGUGGCGGACCCGCACCUGCCGUACCCGCUUGUCACCGUCUGGCAGUAGCAGCCUGCUGGUCAGAGCUGGAGGCCCUCGGGCAGGAGCUGCAGCUGCAGCGGCCAGCGCAGGGGAGCGCGGGAGGGGAGGGCGGCAAGGAGGGCGGUGGGGGUGAUGGUAUUGGUGCUGGUAGUACUGCUGGAGGAGGCGAGGGUGAUGAGAGCUGGGAAGAAGGGGGCAGCUGGACACCGCUUGUCGUGCAGCAGUACGUACCGCACACGGAGGAGCUGUACAAGGUCUAUGUGCUGGGCCGGCACGUUCGAGUGGAGCGACGCGCAUCCCUCACCCUGGCGCAGCUGCGUGCCCUGGGGGGCGGCGCAGCGCGCGAAGGGGAGCAAGCAGCAGCAGCAGCAGGGAAAGGAGACAGGCGGGCGGGAGGCCUUCUGGUGCACAACCUCAGUGCCCAGCCCCAAGCAACUGGCGCCAUCAGGGCCCCUGCUGCGUCGGCCGGCGACUCGGACGAUGCAGGGCCCGCGAUUGCUGCUGAGAUGGUGUCUGGUGCGCUGGACGAGCGGAUUCUCCACGCAGUAGCUCAUGCGCUAUCUCAGCGGUUGGGUCUCAGCAUGUUCAAUUUCGAUGCGGUGGUGCCGGUUCCGGAGCACCACGAGCAGCAGCGGCAUGAGGAGCAAAAGCAGGACGUCAAUGCGGCCUCUCAGAAACAGCAGCAGCAGCAGGAGCAGCAGCAGCGGUUGUCGUUGUUCGUUGUGGACGUCAACUACUUUCCGGGGUACGACAAGCUGAGCGGCUGGGAGGAGAUGCUUGUGGACCACCUGCGGGCGGCUGCGGAUGAGGCGGUGGCGGCCAGGGGGCUGUCGUUGCCGGGGGUGUGAGCAGCAGCAGCAGCAGUUGCCUUCAGAGGGACGAGGGAAGUGCAGCAGUAACAGCAAUGAGAAGGGAGAGGGCGAACGCUUAUGUUCAGGAUGAGCGCGUGAUGUGGGAAGGCGUGUCUCGUGCCAUGGGGUUGUGUUUUGGCCGUUGUGGCGUACCGCAUGGAAGGAAGAGGCGAGGGCAGUGAAGAACUGGGACUUGUGUUAGCAUGCAGCUAUACCGGUUAUGUGCCGAAGGAGCCGAAGGAGCUGCAAGAAGCUGAAAAGAAAGCUACAGCUGUGCUGUAGUGUCUCGAGUGUGCUGCACCCUUUUGGAGACUACACGGUUGCCCCACUGUUGCAGCCAUAAUGAGGUUACGAAGUUGGCAAGGGAGCUCGGAGCUUCGGAGAUCUCUACGCCUGGAAACGCCGAACUUUGUUGUGCGGCUGAGC